This is a messenger RNA of Plasmodium gonderi, 1833 nucleotides long. Its product is annotated as cytidine diphosphate-diacylglycerol synthase. NCBI's taxonomy places the organism in Eukaryota, Apicomplexa, Aconoidasida, Haemosporida, Plasmodiidae. Gene Ontology annotation, molecular function: phosphatidate cytidylyltransferase activity. Gene Ontology annotation, cellular component: endoplasmic reticulum membrane. The record is from RefSeq and is a predicted model, not a curated record. Bases 1 to 1833 code for a protein of 610 amino acids. The transcript has a single exon.
AUGCCAAAAAGUAUUGAAAAAGAUACGGAAUGCAAUGGCCCCAUAAGCGAUUCAUUCUUUGGAAGCAAAAUUAAGGUGGACAAUUCAAAAGGAAUUAACGAUGGGGACCAAAAGGAGAAAAAUAAAAAAAAAUUAAUCAACGGAGAUAGUAAUGCAGAGGACGAGAAAAAGGAGACAAGCAUUGGUGAUAAAUAUGCAGAGGAAGAUAAAAGUUUAACCGGCAUAAGCAAUAAAAGCAGAAGUUUAGACACAAAUAAUGAAUAUCUAGAAGAUAUAGAAACAUUAAAAAACACGCAUAAUAACACAUUCAAAAGAAAGAAAGGAAGUGAUGAAAUAAAGGGGAAAUAUGAAAAUGCAGAAGAUCAAAGUAACAACAAAAAUAAUCAAAAAGUGGAAUGUAAAAGAAAGAAAACCGUUAAAGAUAUGAAAUAUUAUAAAGAUAUAAAACAUCUAAAAGAAUUAUCUAAUUCAAAAAAUAUAAAUAAUCGAUUUACAAAUUUAAUUCGAUUUUAUGGAUAUAAUAAGACACUUAAUAGUUUAAGUAAAAACAGAAUAUCUACAAUCAACCAAAAUAAUAACAACGAUAAUUCAAAUUCAGAACGUUUUCAAUCCAAAUUAGAAACAUUUAAAAUAAGAUGCAUCUCAACACUGAUAUUAAUAUUUUUCUACCUGCUGACGCUAGCAGCGGGACAUUUUUAUUGUUCUGUUUUAGUUCUAAUAUUAGUUACUUUUGUUUAUAGAGAAAUAAUAUCUUUAAAAAGUGUAGAAAAUAAAGAUAAAAAAUUACCAGAAAUUUUUUACAUAAGAUGGUAUUGGUUUUUUUUAACAAUAUUGACGUGGGGAAUACCAUGGAUUAUACCAAAAUUAAAAUAUCAAUUUAGGUUAUUUAAAUAUAUGUUAAAAUAUCAUUCGAUUAUUAUGUUCAUAUCAGCUUUUUUUGGAUUUAUUUGGUUUAUAUUAUCCCUAAGAAAGUUUUCUCUGAAAUACCAAUUUUCACAAAUAGGUAUCAUAUUGUUAUCUUCUCUAUUCAUUGUAACCCAAUCAUUAAUGCACAUUGCAAACAUAUACUCAGGGCUUAUUUGGUUUAUAAUACCAGUAACGUCAGUUGUUAUCAAUGACAUAUUUGCCUACAUAUGUGGUGUCCUGUUUGGUAAAACCAGAUUAAUUGAAUUAUCUCCAAAGAAGACAGUCGAAGGUUAUAUAGGAUCAUCUAUCAUAACUGUUUUAUAUAGCAUAUGUGCAACCUAUUUUUUACAAAACUAUAAAUUUUUUAUUUGUCCUCAAAAUCAUAUUUCUUUUAUACCAUUUCACACAUUGUACAACACUGAUUGUGAAGACAAUUCCAUUUUCAAACCCAAAUAUUUUACCCUACCAAAUCAGUUAGCUUCUCUAUUACGUGUGAAACAAGUAUAUUAUACCAAUAUGGUUUUGCACGGAUUAGUCUUAAGUCUGUUUGCUGCCUUUUUAGCGCCUUUUGGCGGUUUUUUUGCAUCAGGAUUUAAGAGAGCAUUAAAAAUUAAGGACUUUGGACAGUCAAUUCCAGGACAUGGUGGAGCUACCGAUAGAUUUGAUUGUCAAAUUUUCAUUGGUAUGUUUACCUAUAUCUAUUUGAAAACAUUUGUUAAAAUUAAAGGGAGAAUUAAUUAUUCCUACGAUGUACUGAUUGAUUCAAUACAGAAAUUGGAUCAUAAGGAAGUUUUACGACUCUUUAAUCAGUUAAAAAAUAUAAUAGACAAAAAAAGGAGGAGAAAUACAGAUAACAAGAAGGACCAUCCUAAAAACAAUUCCAAGGAUAAUAAAUGCAACAAUGAAAAGAGACCAACAUUGACCUAG